Molecule: messenger RNA, 666 nt
Organism: Phytophthora sojae
Lineage: Eukaryota; Oomycota; Peronosporomycetes; Peronosporales; Peronosporaceae
Exons: 1
Source: RefSeq, a predicted model, not a curated record
AUGCCCAAGAAGGACUGGUUCGCGGAAAAUCCCUACCCGGGUCUGCGCCUGUCGGAGGACGUCAAGCACCAGUUGGGCGACCUCGUGAACGAGUUCCUGGAGGGGUACUUCCGGAAGUACGAGGAGUUCGUCUCCAUCGACAACCGGCGGGUGGACGAGCAGCGCUGGAAGCACCUCAAGUCCAAGAACGACCUGCACGUGUACGAAGAGCGCUGCUGUCGGGAGAGCGAGGCUAACAUGGAGCCGUGGAACCCUCGGACUUCGCAGUGCAGUCCGGCUUCGACAAAGUCGGCUAUGCCUGCAAUGCUGCGAGUCGGAACGGUUCCCGGCCGCCUGGACGACCUCAUGUUCGGUGUCGUGAACCCGACGCUGGAUGCGAUGCGAGUCAGGGCCUCGUACGUCCACGACGUCGACGCUGCUGCGAUCUUGUGCCCGAUCGUCGAGCCCAGCAAGGAAGAGCCGUUCCGUUCGCUGAUUGUCAAGUGGCUCGCCAUCGACAACCCGUUCGAGUCCACGAACCUCAUGAAGACGCGUGACCUCGUGUACGUCGAGGCGACUGGCAUUCUCCACUUGUCUAAUGGUGAUCGGGUCGGCUACCACCUGAAGCACUCGAUCGAGUUCCCGCAGACGAAGCCGCAACCGAACGUCAUCCGCGCCAAGCUGUCG